GGGUUUACAGCUGCUGAUCCAGCACAGUGGAGGCAAACAUACAGCAGAUUAAAGGCUAAAAGACGUCUGUUGUUGUCGUUUACAGGAUGUUCAAGUUAGUGCUGCUGCUCCUGACACUGUCAGGCCUCCAGGCUGCCCCACUUGCAGUCCGUAGACGUUUGCAGAAGACAUCUUUGACCUACCGGCUCCCCGAUGGCUUCCGACAGGGCACCGAACACGCCGACAUCCACGAACCUGUUCCCAGUGGUUUCCGACAAGGUACCGAGCCCUCCAGAAGAUUCAUUGUUGACCUCAACACCGGCCUAGUGCAAGAACACAUCAGUGAGAUGGACAGGAGAGCUUUCAUCCAUCCUUCUGGAUUUGGAGAGAUGGGGAGAAGACACUGGUUGACAGAUGAGGUACCUGUUGAUGUUCGAGCACAGAAGAAUGGCGGUGGUUGGGUUCGCGUAGAAGAACCCUCUGCUCCUCGUCUACCAGAUGGUUUUAGACAGGGAACUGAACCCAGGAUGUCUAUCCCAGAUGGUUUUAGACAGGGAACUGGACCCAUGGGAUGUUCAAUCCCAGAUGGUUUUAAGACAGGGAACUGA
This is a messenger RNA of Morone saxatilis (striped sea-bass), 587 nucleotides long. RefSeq lists its product as uncharacterized. Lineage: Eukaryota; Metazoa; Chordata; Actinopteri; Moronidae. The transcript has 4 exons. Bases 87 to 587 code for a protein of 166 amino acids. The record is from RefSeq and is a predicted model, not a curated record.